Messenger RNA from Rubroshorea leprosula, 1410 nucleotides. The record is from the annotation of a GenBank genome assembly. NCBI's taxonomy places the organism in Eukaryota, Viridiplantae, Streptophyta, Magnoliopsida, Malvales, Dipterocarpaceae.
AGCAGAGGACCCAUAGCAGUCUGCAUCUGCAGAAAUCCAAACCCUUCCAAAUUUGCCCCUUUGUGGAAGCCAAGUGGUGAGUGGUAAUAAGGAUACCGGGCAAGUCGAGGGGGGAAACAUAGAGAAUGGUACAACUGACAUGGACCUGGAGGUUGAGAUAAAUCAGUCUCAAGCUGUUCUGCCUCCAAUUGCUGAGGUACAGCUGGUAGACGUUCCUUUGUCGUACCAGCUGGGGGACAUGAGCAACCACACAGGAAAGGGGACCACUGCCAAAGCAAAUAAGGACAGCUGGAAACGGUUAGCUCGGGAAGUGGGUUCUACAGGGACCACAGAGAAUGGGACUCGGAACAAGCGGCGAAGUUGUCUCACACCUAUGGAAGACGAGCGAGCCCUUAAAGUGCUAAUAAACAAUACAGGGGUGGCUUUAGCUCACUCGGCUACAGGCCAUGACCCCCCUACCGGUUGGAGUGGUAAGAUUAUCCGAUGUUUUGGUAGUUGGUUAAAGGCUGAAUUUGAGAACCCAUGGUGUUCAGACGGCUUUGAUAUUUUAGAUGAUUUGUUCUCUAAAAAUACCCAGUUUUUGGGGAUUGCUAGGCGAGCAGAGGACCCACAGCAGUCUGCAUCUGCAGAAAUCCAAACCCUUCCAAAUUUGCCCCUUUGUGGAAGCCAAGUGGUGAGUGGUAAUAAGGAUACCGGGCAAGUCGAGGGGGGAAACAUAGAGAAUGGUACGACUGACAUGGACCUGGAGGUUGAGAUAAAUCAGUCUCAAGCUGUUCUGCCUCCAAUUGCUGAGGUACAGCUGGUAGACGUUCCUUUGUCGCACCAGCUGGGGGACAUGAGCAACCACACAAGAAAGGGGACCACUGCCAAAGCAAAUAAGGACAGCUGGAAACGGUUAGCUCGGGAAGUGGGUUCUACAGGGACCACAGAGAAUGGGACUCGGAACAAGCGGCGAAGUUGUCUGACACCUAUGAAAGACGAGCGAGCCCUUAAAGUGCUAAUAAACAAUACAGGGGUGGCUUUAGCUCAAUUGGCUAAAGGCCAUGACCCUCAUACCGGUUGAAGUAUGCAGUAGCAUGGGACGACAUCUAGCGGAUUGGGGAUUAUUAAUGUCGAGUUUCCCUACUUUUCUCGUGAAACUAGUUAAAUAGGUGAGAACGUUCAAUAGUUUCAAACAUUCAUAGUGACCUUAUUUUUUACUUUUGUAGUUUUAUUUUUGUCCUUAUAGUAAUUGUAGCUACAAUCUAUAAUCAUAGAUGGUCUCUUCGCUUAAUUAUCCAUAUCUAUCAUAAGUACAAUUUAAAUCUGUUAUUAAUGCUGUAAGUUACGUUUUUGUCCUUAAUUUGACUAUAAUGCCACUGCAAGAGAUUCAUCUAUAAUCUUCUUAUAUUUAAUAUAAUUCUCUAUUUU